Ceraceosorus guamensis is the source of this 852-nucleotide messenger RNA. RefSeq lists its product as hypothetical. The record is from RefSeq and is a predicted model, not a curated record. The transcript is spliced from 2 exons. Bases 1 to 678 code for a protein of 225 amino acids. NCBI's taxonomy places the organism in Eukaryota, Fungi, Basidiomycota, Exobasidiomycetes, Ceraceosorales, Ceraceosoraceae.
AUGCGCUUCACAUUCGCCCUGUGCUUGCUUAUUUGGCCCUCGCACGGCAUGCCUCUCUUCCAGUGCAAAAGCUGCAUAUCAAAGUCGGACGAGUCCAUAGCAUCCACGCCGCGGCGCGGUUUUUGGAACACGAGCCCGCCGUACAGGGAGUGGAAGUAUGCGAAUCCCAAAAAGAGCAAGUCGGACAUGUACGGCAAGAAGAAUUGCCAAGAUUCGCCCAAUCACGAAAACUGCGCUGCCACUCGCCGGCUACACGGCGCUGUGCAAGGAUUGGAUGCAAAGGGCAACCUCAAGGCGGUUUGGGGCAUGCCGGGCGCCGAAUGGCGAUUGGAAGAUCAGCACAUGGUGCGCACGGAUGCAAGAGGGCGCUUCUACGGCACCAAGAUGCAGCAUCGCGCUGGAACGGUGUACUUUGACCCCGUGCAAGACGGCGAGAUCAUAGGAGGCUUUGAUGUGGAGCGCAAGCUGCGCAAUUUCAAGGGCGUCUACGACAUCGACGCGAAUCCCGUUCAUCGCUACGGUCCCGAGGCGCGGCCCAACAUCAAAGACGCGCAGCGCACCUUUCGAUCGAUUCAGGACCGCAUGGAAGCGGAGACGUCGUCCGCGCAGUCUUCGGCCACAUCCACACCGCAAUGGCGCAAGUUUGGUGCUGCCGAGAGCAAGCUUCACACGUCGUAGAAAUGGCGUGCAUGACCAGGUGACUGGUCUGAGGGGGCAGCGAAGAGCCAGCAAGCUGGGCAAGCUGACGAGAAGCGCAUGCAAGCAUGGCAGUGCACCCGCACGGCCCCCCAAGGGCUAGUGCUUUCAUUCGACCGUGUUAGACCUGUAAUCCUCAAAGACGAGAGUGUCAAG